AUGUCUAGAAUCACAAAGACCUUAAUGUAUGCAUUGAUUCUCGUCCUUAGGUUCUACGAUGUCCCUUCUUUCUGCUACAAUUAUCACAGUCCAGAAACGCAUUACCAGCAAGAGUUUCUGAAGCCAUCUACCAUUCCGACAGUGUAUCAGAUAAUCCCAAGAAAGUACUUCAUCUAUGUUUCAGCAAUAUGCGAUUUUACAGUGUCGAGGCUGAUGAAUUCAGAAAAAUACUUUAUAUAUUCUUCCUUUCUUCCUGCAGACUCUAUAUCAAUAGAAAACCUUCUUGUGAUACUUGGAAAAGCCCACAAAGAUGCCACAAGCUUUCUACUUACACAUCUAAGUGUUUUCUAUGCCCCUCUUCUUACCAGAUCCAGCUCUUAUGUCUUGUCCUAUAUCUAUCCUGCAUACAGAAAAGACUAUGAAAAUUCAUACAGGCCUUCACUGAGUAUCGCUUGGUUCUUCCAUCUGAAUAUCUUCCCGCAGUACAGUAGAUACUUCUAUGACACGUUUUAUGCCUUGAUGAUCUAUAUUUUUAGCCUGGUACCUGAGGACCAGAGGAUGGAGAUAAUACUACUAUUCAAGCCAUCCAAUUACAAGAACUAUCUUUUGUACAUAGUAGACUCUCCGCUGUUCCAUUUCUAUCUACUUAUCUUUGUAGUAGAAAACUACAUACAGUAUCUAUUCAAGAUUCAUGGCAUAGGAAAUCCCAACUUCCUCAAUUGGUCAUACUUAGCAUUUACAUGCUUAUUUAUCUUUGAAAGAAGGGGAGGAGCGCUGAUAUCUCAGAAGGAAUGCACAAAAAAAAAGCAAGAAAAAGCCUCAGACACUCUUCCACAACCUUAA
This is a messenger RNA of Encephalitozoon romaleae SJ-2008, 843 nucleotides long. RefSeq lists its product as hypothetical. The transcript has a single exon. The coding region runs from base 1 to 843 and encodes 280 amino acids. The record is from RefSeq and is a predicted model, not a curated record. NCBI's taxonomy places the organism in Eukaryota, Fungi, Microsporidia, Unikaryonidae.